AUGUAUUCUUUGGGAAGUAAUAGUUACUACAAAAGUUUUUCAUUCCCUUCUUCAUAUCAUAUAAGAGUUACUGAAUCUAAAGCAUACGGUUACGAAUCUUUAUUUAAAACACUUAUUAUAAAAAACUACACCAAAUGUGAUGCAAUUUUAAAAGAUAAAAUAAAGGAUGGUAAAUAUUUAGCUUUUCAAUGUACAUAUAUAUUCCCAAAUAUUACCAAAGACACCAUCAAACUCAUUGAACAGUCUUCAAGAAAGAAUAAAGAUUUUAAAGUAUGCAAUAAUAAAUGA
Molecule: messenger RNA, 288 nt
Organism: Dictyostelium purpureum
Lineage: Eukaryota; Evosea; Eumycetozoa; Dictyosteliales; Dictyosteliaceae
Exons: 3
Coding region: 1-288 (95 amino acids)
Source: RefSeq, a predicted model, not a curated record